Dicrocoelium dendriticum is the source of this 4936-nucleotide messenger RNA. The record is from the annotation of a GenBank genome assembly. NCBI's taxonomy places the organism in Eukaryota, Metazoa, Platyhelminthes, Trematoda, Plagiorchiida, Dicrocoeliidae.
GGAUGUCACCGGAUAUACCCGUUCGUUUGCAAAAACCGUCUUAGCCUACAUUGGCUUCGUUUUCACUCUCGGUCUGCUCCGGCUUGUUUUUUAUUGGAUGCCUCGCUGGAUGCUUGUCUGCACCCAUUCCACUUGCCCACUGCCCGAGGCACAAAAGGUGCUUGUGAAGGAUCCCGCCGGUGUGUACUACACUGUCGAUGUGAUGACCUCAAUCAUCGACAGUGACGACAACGGGGUUUGCGUAGGAUCUUCUCGUGGCCGUAAAUCUAAGAUGGCCCCACGGGACGCAACGCUCGAAAUGCAUAAGACCAGUGGUUUGAUCACGUACUUUUUUUACAAGCGUCUCAAGUACAUUUGGAACGAGGAGCGAAGUCAGUUCUGUCUUUUGAGCGAAUCGAAUGGGCGCCCGUAUUGUCAGCUCUUUCCUCCUCAUCCGCUUCCUGAACCCAUCGUUUUACACCGACGUACUUUGUACGAGGCGAACGAAAUCGCCAUCCAUUUGACGCCUGUGAUCAAGAUGUUGCUAACCGAGUGUUUGAACCCGUUCUACUGCUUCCAAGUAUUCAGCUGUAUCCUCUGGUUCUUUGAAGAGUACUGGAUGUACGCGACGUGUAUCAUCGUGCUCUCCAUCAUUUCUCUGUGCAUGCAAGUGUAUGAUAUGCGGCGGAAUGACAUCGCACUGAAAAAGACGAUCUGCAAUUCUUCCUUGGUUACCGUUUGUCGCGAGGUCAACGGGAUAUCUGCUUUUUUCGCCGUUGAUUCAACUGAACUGGUUCCGGGUGACAUCAUCGAAAUACCACGCAUCGGGUGUAUGAUGCACUGUGACGCGUUCGUAUUGACUGGCAACUGUAUAGUCAAUGAAAGCACACUGACCGGCGAAAGCGUGCCAGUCACUAAGACGCCUUUGCCCGAACGACAGCGCAGGGACGACGUUGUUGCAAACCUUCCCACAGUGGCCAAACAUGUCUUGUUCGGUGGGACUUCUGUCAUCCAGACACGUAAUUACGCAGACGAACGUGUACUUGCUAUGGUCGCCCGCACUGGAUUCCGUACGGCCAAAGGUGAACUGGUUCUGUCCAUUUUGUACCCGAAACCGAUGAAGUUCAAAUUCACUCAGGACGCCCUGCGUUAUGUCGGUGCUUUGGCUGGGAUAUCUGUGAUCGGACUCGCAGUUUCAGUGUACCUUAUGCACUCAGCUCAGGUUAUCGUUUGGGAGAUCGUGCUGCGUUCUUUGGAUCUGGUCACCAUAGCGGUUCCUCCAGCUCUACCUGUUGCCAUGACUGUCGGUGUGGUGUUCGCUCAACGGCGUUUGCGCACGCAACAAAUCUACUGCAUUAAUCCUUCCGCGAUUAACGUAUGUGGUGUCAUCAAUGUUACCUGCUUUGACAAGACUGGAACCCUGACUGAAGAUGGGAUGGAUUUGUGGGGUGUUAUUCCCAACACACAAGGGGUUUUUGGCAAAAGUCAGGUGAAGCCGAAUGAAUUGGAUCGUGGACCGUUGUUGGAGGCGAUGGCCACCUGCCACUCACUGACCCGUAUCGAAGGAGUACUUUCCGGGGAUCCACUUGACCUGAAGAUGUUCCAAUCUACCAAUUGGGAAUUUUUGGAAGAAGUCUCCGAGGACCACUGCAAAUUCGAAAUGGCUGUGCCUGCCAUAGUUCGUCCUGUGCCCAAAGGGUCUUUCACUAAUGUUACUUUAGAGUCCACUAUUGAGCCGGAGAUGAUCCCUUAUGAGGUGGGUAUUCUGCGGCACUUUACUUUCUCGUCCAGCAUGCAGCGCAUGUCUGUGAUUGCUCGUGUGCUCAACAGCUCCCACUUCAGUGUCUACACAAAAGGUGCUCCCGAAAUGAUUGAACGUCUGUGUCGCCAGGAUACAAUCCCAUCAAGCUUCCAUUCUGUCCUGAUGCAAUACACUCGAGAGGGUUACCGUGUCCUCGCUUUGGCAUGGCGUCCCCUUAAGGUUUCUUACACGCGUAUGCUCAAAAUUCCACGUGAACGAGUGGAAACUGACUUACUCUUUCUCGGCUUUCUGAUCAUGGAAAAUCGGCUCAAACCGGAAAGUGCACCGGUGAUCGAAACUCUGAGGGAAGCCAAUAUCCGACCCAUCAUGGUGACCGGUGAUAACAUGCUUACAGCCCUUUCGGUUGCUCGCGAUUGUGGGAUGAUCGACGAAUCGGAUCGUAUUAUUAUUGUGUCCGCGAAACCCCCGCCUCCAAAAACCAGCUCCUCCCAGACUCCUGAUGGGGAUACUGGCUUCACCGCCCAUGUUCGCGACAAUGAUGUGAGUGCUGCUAACCCUGCCAACUCAAAGCCGUCGGUUGCAGGAUUAAAGCGAUCAUUGGAGUAUAGUCAGGAUACAUCUUCCGUCGAAGAAGGCACUGCCACUCUUGUCGAAUUUCAUUACGCAGAGGAUUUGCACAAACCUGUCACCGAAGUGACAGCUACCAGCGCUGGUGCUCGUGGCUGGCGUGGUCAUCGUAGUCGACGCCCUCGAUGGAAAGUGUUUCCGUUCCUCUCCUCGCUCUUUUCUCGAGGCAAACGAUCUUCGAGCGCUGGUGAUGUCUACCAUACAGUGGACACUGUGACACGUUACUCUUUGACCACUCCGGUCGAAAUCCCAGGGACGGUCGCAGUCGACUCGGUAUUUGAUGCCGAAGCGGACGGCCAUGUACAUAGUCUAGAAGAACCUGUCGCAUCACAUCGUGUCACCAUCCGAAUGAUCGACCGACCUGACUUCCAUUUAGCCAUCUCUGGCAAAACAUGGGCUGUGAUCAAGGAACACUAUCCGUGGCUUAUUCCGAAACUGGUCGUUAAGGGCACCGUGUUUGCCCGCUUCUCCCCGGAGCAAAAAACCCAACUCAUCGAAUCUCUACAGUUGGUCGGCUACUACGUGGCCAUGUGUGGUGACGGUGCGAACGAUUGCGGUGCACUGAAAGCGGCACACGCGGGAAUCGCUCUGAGCGACGCGGAGGCCAGUGUGGCCAGCCCGUUCACGUCGAAGCAACAGAACAUCGGUUGUGUGCCCACUCUGAUUCGCGACGGUCGAUGUGCUCUUGUGACCAGUUUUGGCACUUUCAAAUUCAUGUCCGGCUACUCGUUAGUCCAGUUUUUCACAGUCAUUCUCUUGUACACAAUCGGCGGUAAUAUGUCCGAUGCUCAAUUCCUGUUUAUCGAUCUGUUCAUUAUCACAACUCUCAGCGUAACCUUUGGUUACGCAAAAGCCUACCCGCAUUUGUCCGUUGAGCCGCCCAACAUGCGACUCGUCUCUGUCGUUACCCUGAUGUCGUUGGGAUUGCAGCUUUUAGUAAACUGUAUUCUUCAGACCGGCAUUUUUAUUUGGGUUCGUGUACAGCCCUGUUUAAAUGUGUCGCUGUGCCGGUACAUCGCAUUGUACAAAGUGAGUACAGAGUACGAACUGGACAAUUACGAAGGCACCGCUGUGUUCAUAGUGGCCGUGUAUCAAUACAUCAUACUGGCCAUUGUGUUCUCCAAAGGUGCCCCAUAUCGACGGUGUAUAUUUUAUAAUUAUUUAUUUGUCAUCAAUUUGGUCGUGUGCGUCGGAGUCUCAGCAUAUGUGACUUCAUAUCCAGCGGACAUCAUCCUCCAUCUUAUGGAAAUGACGCGCAUUCCGUCUGCACAGUUUUUGAUGAUUCUUCACGCACUCGUGGUGGCCAAUUUUCUCCUCUGUUACAUUCUUGAGAUGAUUGUGGAUGGUGUGUCUUUUCGCCGACGCAUGUUGCAUAUUCGACGCGCCCUGUUCCCCAGACAUGUUCAACGAAAGGAUUACGAGCGAAUUCGUGAAGAAAUCGAUCGCAUGGCUGGCUCGUGGCCUCCGAUUAUCCGCUCAGCCAGUGUGCAAGCUUUGCCGCGUGAGCUGUUCCACGACACAUACACUGUUCCCAUGCCUGCGGCGCCUCCACCCGGGGGCCGGGCCCGCCAUCGAACUACUUCUGGCAUGUCCUCGAGUUCCGAGGAUGACAACUGGUCUCCGGUCCCCUCGAGAUCAGAUAUCGCGCGCGACAACGCCGAUUCUCUCGCCGGCGGUGAAUUUCGCCAAGGUCCUACAAAUCCGCACAGUGUUAGUGGUCAACUGACCAGAUGUCAAUCGUUGGGUGAUCUACACCUAAAUUCCUACAUUGCUCCUCCUCUUGUACAUUCCGGAUCCACAACAAACUCAGCAGCUGGCAAUCAAGUGGAGGAGUGUCAUCAUCCGGCCGCUAGACCCGUGUUUCUUGUCGAGAAACGUAGCCGCUCACGUAGCACUGGACACCCAUCUGCCAAGUGGGGCUCUCCUCUGACACCUCCCCGAUGAGCUGUCCCCAUUCCAAAUCCAUCCCUCUCAGCGACGCAAUGCUUACCGUCUGUCAGUCACUUUCAUUGUAGUUUCACACACAUACAUUGUAGUCUCGAUCAUCUGUUGAACGUAUUGCUGCUAUUACCGGGUGUAACUGACGACUUCUGAUUCUACUUUGGUCACAUGUUCAUCCUAUCCAUCUCAAAACCUAGCCUAUAAACUAUUCUUUCCGUACACACAUAUCUACACUUUUCCUUUCGAAACACCAUGUGGUUUUCCUAUUUUUAUGUUCCGCUUUUCUAUGCGUUACCCACCUUCCACUUUGUUACCCCUCACAUACCAUUACCAGUGCAGAACUUCAGAGUCUUGAAAGCCAUUGCGAGCGCUUGCACUUACCCGUUCCCUGCAAGUGUGGUAUCUUUACAAUCGAUCUCAAUCGUUUGUCACAAUGAGCAAUUCUUUCCCCAUUUGCGUCAUCAUUGCAGCACGACCUGGUUGGAAUGUCGUACUUACCUUUCGUAGUCUUCAAGACGAUUCGUUUAAAUUAAUGUCAGAGUGGUUACGGUCACCGCUGACUGUUGCUUCACGAAUAGCUCCGCCCAUUUACUGAUGCUGUUGGCCUCUUCUCAUCUUCCACCUCAC